GGGGACAAAGUCCAGACAGCUCCGGGCCAGGGUAAAGCUGCAGGGACCGAGCUCGGAGUGGGUGACAGCAGAAAAACAGCGUGGGGACAUCAAAGGGAGCCUGGGCAGUGCCAGCUCCUCCUCCUCCUCUUCCUCCUCCUCCUCCUCCCGAUUCUCCCCCAGCUCAGGGGAUUGUGCAGACGAUCCCCAAAAGGCCUGAGGCAGGGAGGUGUCCCUGAUUCCCUGGAGAGGAAAGGUUUUGUAAAAUGGGGAAGCAGCAGCUGGCACUGUGUAUGGAGUUUGGAGUUCUACACUGAAGAACUGCAGCAUUAUAAAUGUAUGGAAAAGAUAAAAGCCAAAAUCCCAAGAAAGCAUCACAAACCCCACCCAGCCUGGCCUCGGACACUUCCAGGGAUGGAGCAACCACUUCCAUAAAGCAGCAGCACCACAACCUGUGCCCCAGCACCGCCCUGCCCUGCCUCACCCAGCGGUGCCACGGAGCCUGGCACCUCCAAACCACCACCCCUGUGCCCUUUGCUGCCCCAGCCCCGAUCCCAGCAGCAGCACCAGCCACCUGCACCCCUCAGGGCUCCCAAACCCAGCCACAGCUCCGGGACCACGCAGGUGGCACAGAUCCAGCCCGGCCCCUGCAGAUGUUCAGGGUUUUUGGGGAUGCUGUGACAAUUCUCGUCCCCAGAGUCACAUCAGCGGGCAGGAAAAUCUUACAGCACGGUGAGAAACACAAGCAGGACGCUGUGCCUCGCGUCUGGCUCUGAGAAAUUUUCCCCUGAGUCCUGCCCGGGUGGAAUUGCUGCAGCCGGAGCCGGUCUGGGAUGGCUCGAGGAGCCUCGUCAGGGAAAUAAAUCACCGCGCGGGAUCAUAAAAGUCAUCAAACGGCAACCUGGGGUGAACCGAGCCGCAGAUGGAGGGCAGGGCGCGGGCGCUCGGGAAAUGAGAGUUUUCCCAGGCCAGGCUCCAUUCCCUGGCGUGCUCCGGAGCAGGGCGGGACGGCGGCGGCCGGCGCGGGGCUGGAGCGGGCGGCCGAGCCCGGAGCGGCGGAGAGCGGGGCCCGGAGCGCCGGGAAGGGGCAGCGGAUGUCCCUGCCGAGCCCUGCAUGGCCCCAGCGGGACGAGCCCUCUCCCUGCGGCACCACCGGGGGCCUCCCCCCGGCCUCGUCCGACAGCGACUCCGGCUGUGCCCUGGAAGAGUACCCGGAGCCCCCCGAGGUCCCGCCGUGCUUCGGGCCCCCGCCGGGCUCUCCCUCGGAGCGGAGCCGGCUCCGCGCCAGAGCCCUCCUGCAGCAGCUGCCGCCCCAGGACUGCGAUGAGCGGUACUGCCCCGGCCUCGCCGAGGAGGAGCGGCGCCAGCUCCGCGCCUUCAGCGCCCGCCGCAGACAGGAGGCUCAGGGACAGGGCCUGGCGUGUCCCGUGCCGGGUCCCUGCCACGGCUGUCCCUGCAGGAAGUGCGGCCGGAGGCUGAACAAAGGCGACCCGGGGAUUUCAGCGUCUCGCCUGGGCGACCACUUCUGGCACCCGUCCUGCUUCUCCUGCCACUUCUGCCACCAGCAGCUGGUGGAUCUCAUCUACUUCCAGCAGGAUGGGAGGAUCUACUGCGGCCGGCACCACGCCGAGCUCUUCCGACCCCGCUGCGCCUCCUGCGACCAGCUGAUCUUCAUGGAGGAGUGCAUCGAGGCCGAGGGCCGGCGCUGGCACCCGGAGCACUUCUGCUGCCUGGAGUGCGACGAGCCCCUGCGCGGCCAGCGCUACGUCAUGCGCAGCGGCCGGCCCUGCUGCCGGGGCUGCUUCGAGAGCCUCUUCGCCGAGCCCUGCCAGGCCUGCGGGGACCCCAUCGGCGCCGACAGCGAGCAGGUCACGCACCAGGGGCUGCACUGGCACGCCCGAGCCGCCUGCUUCUGCUGCAGCCUGUGCCGGGCCCCGCUGCGGGGCCAGCCCCUCACCUGCCGCCGCGGCCGCCUCUUCUGCUCCGACACCUGCGGCCGCGGCCAGGACGCCUCUUCCACCGCCUCCGACUCCUCCGACUCGGCGUUCGCCUCCGCGCCGUCCCCCGACUGCACGGCCCUGCCCCGAGCCGCGGGGGGCUGCAGGCAGCGCGGGGAAGGGGAGGAGGCGUUUUCGGAUCAGGCCCCAGUGCACCCCGCGUUCAGGAGCCCCGAGGAUCUCGGAGCCGCCGCACGGGAGCAGAGCAGCGACGCUGCCAAGGAGCACCCAGGGGUGCUGGCACCCCCAGCCGGCCACCCCUCGGCCCCCCAGCCUGGGCCCAACGAGCCCAGAGCCUCGGGCCACCCGCUUUUGGGGGCCCCUGAACCCCGAAGAGCUGCAGGCAGUGGAAAUGCACAGCUCCAAGCGGGCACCUCCGCUCCCCGACACAGCCCCCGGGCAGAGGAUGGCACGGAGGAGGACGACUCCUGGUGUCCCACCUGCUCCUCAUCUUCGGACUCAGACUCGGAGGAGGAGGGUUUCUUUUUCGGGAAGCCCAUCCCCAAGCCCGGGAUGAAUUCCCUGGGCAGGGAGCCCCCAGGGAGGGGCAGGGGCAGGACGGCCAAGCACUGCAGCGUGUCCUAACGGCGGGUCUGGGCUCCCCGAGUGGCACUGCCAGGUCCUGCCACGGCCCCAGCGCAUUCCAAGCACAUCCUGGAGGCGGCCCAAGGCUGGUGGGAGAAGCUGCUGGGAUCCCUGCCCCCGGCAGCUGCUGGCAGAGCAGAACCUGCAGCUCCUGCCGUGAUUAGGAACGGGUAAAGCAGGACGGGAGCGGGGCCGGGCCGGCCUCGGAGAGCGGCUGAGCUGCAGACAAGGGCAGCUGCCUGCACCCCCCCACUGCUGGGGACCACCGGGGCUCCUUCCCUGGACUGCUCUGUGCCCCAGUGCCACCCCUGUCCAUCCCUGGUGGCACCGUGUCCUGCUGCCACCACGGGGCGCGGCUCUGCUGCCGCCGGUGACGAAGCUGCAAUAAAGUCUGGCUGAAAUCUGA
Messenger RNA from Passer montanus (Eurasian tree sparrow), 2967 nucleotides. RefSeq names its product prickle planar cell polarity protein 4 (gene PRICKLE4). Bases 1074 to 2561 code for a protein of 495 amino acids. Lineage: Eukaryota; Metazoa; Chordata; Aves; Passeriformes; Passeridae. Gene Ontology annotation, molecular function: zinc ion binding. The transcript has 11 exons. The record is from RefSeq and is a predicted model, not a curated record.